Molecule: messenger RNA, 1951 nt
Organism: Dreissena polymorpha
Lineage: Eukaryota; Metazoa; Mollusca; Bivalvia; Myida; Dreissenidae
Product: phosphatidylserine lipase ABHD16A-like
Exons: 12
Coding region: 77-1105 (342 amino acids)
Biological process (GO): monoacylglycerol catabolic process; phosphatidylserine catabolic process
Cellular component (GO): endomembrane system
Molecular function (GO): monoacylglycerol lipase activity; glycerophospholipase activity
Source: RefSeq, a predicted model, not a curated record
UUUAUAAUUAGAUUAAAGCUUUUAUUUACCUUAAUCUUUUUGCAGCUACAUUUGUGCGAACACGUUUGGUCGGAGAAUGGCAUAUCCAGGUGCCACAGCCCUUGUAAACACUCUUGUGGAGACCCCUUUAAUUCAAGGAAGAGCAAAACUGGUUGAAGAGAUGAAUGGUGACCGUGCCAAGGUGGGGACAGCAGAUGGCAACGAGAUAGACACCAUGUUUGUGGACCGGCGAGGGCGCCAUGGGGAAGCCUAUGGGCAGUUCCUGGUAGUAUGUUCCGAGGGUAAUGCAGGUUUCUACGAGAUAGGUGCCAUGGAGACCCCACUCAAACUGGGAUAUUCUGUGCUGGGAUGGAACCACCCUGGAUUCGCAGGGAGCACGGGUAUACCAUUCCCAGAUCAAGAGCAGCAUGCCAUAGAUGCUGUGAUGCAAUACGCUAUACAGAAACUGGGCUUCACACCAGACAACAUCAUACUGUACGCAUGGUCUAUAGGAGGCUACCCUGCAACAUGGGCUGCCAUGAACUACCCAGAUGUGAAACAUGUGAUUUUAGAUGCCACGUUUGAUGACAUCAUGCCACUUGCUCAUGCAAAGAUGCCGCAGUUUGCUAAGUCAUUGGUAGAGCUUACAGUGAAGCGAUACAUGAAUCUUAAUAUAGCUGAGCAACUCAAAAAAUAUCCUGGGCCUUUGUUGUUGAUCCGAAGAAGUCGAGAUGAGAUGAUUACUACUCAAGAUCCUACAGCCAUUCACACAAAUCGGGGGAAUUUUCUGCUCAUGAAGAUCUUGAAUCAUAGGUAUCCAAAAAUAGUGGAUGACUCGUCACUUUCAACUUUACAAGAAUGGACCUCAGUGGGAAAAUAUGAACAAGAUCAGCUCUACGUAGCGUAUGGCAUUGACUCCGAGUGGUGUGAGACGGUGAUGGCCUCGUAUAUGAUGGAGAAUCCUGGUGCAGUGUUUCCUAUCGACCUUGGGAGAGACUUCACCGAAGACCAGAAAAAACACAUGACUAUUUUUCUGGCUCGGAAGUACAUGGAGGACUUUGAUUCCACGCACUGUACACCCCUACCCCAGCAGUUCUUUCACAAACCCUGGAGCCCGAAGAUAUGAUGGCAGCAACUCAAUGCCUUGCACUAAAAAUGAGGCACGCAUAAAUCAUUGACCAACAUUUUUCUUUCACAAACCAUGGAGCCCGAAGAUAUACUAGCAGCAACACAGGGCCAUUAGUUGAAACCUUUAUAUUUUUACUCGAUUGCAACGAAAUUACUACAAUUUAUCUGAUAUGCUCUCGAGUCCCUUUCCUGUGACUAAAACCAGUGCUUUGUGUCGUAAGGAUAAAUCUGAUGAAUGCUCCAACAGUGGGGAUUAAACCAUUGACCUCUUGAUUGCUCUGCUGACAAAAUAUCCUUUACACACGGGCCUGUCAUGAGCAAUGACAUUAGGAUAAAACUGGAACCAGCAUUUAUUGGACUUUUAAUAUCAAUAACACUUUUCUAGGACUUUAUAAUUAAGGAUUAAGGGACCACUUGGCAAUCGGGAUGUCACAGGUUUGAUCCGCACUCUGGGAACGUUCUCAACUUCAUCCCAGGGAACGGACUUGAGAGUGUCUAUGUAAGCCUCAGGCUUCCAAUGCAAUCCAGCUGAAAUAAAUAUGUUUAGAAGACAAUAAAGGCAAAAGAACACUAGUGUAAUAUUAAAAGCAAUUAGGGCACCCUUUUACCAAUUUUUUUAUUUAUUUUUUGCAAUAUUUCUAUAUUUGAAUAUUUCUUUGUAUUUAUUUUGUGUUAUAUUGUGAACACGUGUGGGUUUUUCAAAUAUUUCAGAGAGCUUAGUAAACAACUGUGAAAAAAAGGAACUGCUCAUACAUUGUAGCGAUAGAAACAAUACUUUAUUGUUUACAAAUGAGAUUUUGUGAAUGUCUUGAUUUAUAACAAAAAUACAUUUGUUGCAAUGUAA